UUUCUCAAACAGCUCAGCAACUUGUUAUGAUAUGUUUUAGCGUGUUGACCUUUAAAACCACAUUUUAGUUUUUGUCCAAAGGAACCAUUUCCUAAUUGGCAGCUAAAGCACAUUGUUAGAGAAAUGUCUCAUAUAUUGAUCCACUUGUUUCUUCAUCUAAUUUUCUUAACUGUAACUCUAGCACAACUAGUAACACCCCAUGAUCAAUGUUUACCAACAAGAUGUGGCGAUUUCGGUCCGGUGAUUCGAUUCCCUUUUCAUCUCAAAAAUGAUCAGCCAAGUCAUUGUGGAUACCCUGGUUUCGAACUAUCUUGUACUUCAAAAAAUAUUACUCAAUUCAAUCUCCGAUUUCCAAUACAAGCAACUAUCAACAAAUUCGACAUUUCGAUAUCAGCUAACGUUUCUGUUCAGGAAAUUAAUUAUAAAUCACAGACAAUAACAUUAUCAGACCUCAAUGCUUCGUGUCUUCCUAGACAGAUCGCAAACAUAAACUCCUCUGCUUCCAUUUUUACUUUUGAUCCGAACGCGUAUGGUGGAUUCACUUUAUUCAAUUGUUCGUCAAAGCAAAAAUAUUCAUCGGCUUCUAUUCGAAUCAAUUGCCUUAGCAGUCCUCAGUAUGAUGUCCUUGCUUUUAGAUCUUACAAUAGUAUUUCUGAGUAUCCGUCAUCUUGUACAAUCAUGUACAACAUUUCAGAUGUUCCAUACGAGCUACUUUACGGGAAGCAAGAAUAUAGUUAUACACGAAUUUUUCUGCAUUGGUCUCAACCAUUUUGUGGGAAUUGUGAAGAGGAUGGGAAGUACUGCAAGUUGAAAUCAAAUAGUGAAACUGAAUGUAUUGACAUUCCAGAAGAACUUAGCAAAGGGCUGUCAAAGAAAGUUACUGUUGCCAUUGUAUUAGGUAGCCUGUUUGUCUCUGUGUUAGUCUCUCUAGCAGUCUACAAGAUUGUCAAAUUGAAAAUGAAGAAAGAGGAUCAGAAGAGGAUAGAGAGUUUUUUGGAGGAUUAUAAAGCUCUGAGACCUACAAGAUACAGUUAUGCAGAUAUCAAAAAGAUCACAGAGCAAUUUAAGUAUAAACUUGGUCAGGGAGGCUAUGGGAAAGUAUACAAAGGGAAGUUAUCAAAUGAAAUUCUUGUCGCGGUUAAGGUACUUAACAAUUUCAAGGGUGAAGGGGAAGACUUCAUAAAUGAAGUUGGCAGCAUAGGUAGAAUUCAUCAUGUGAACGUUGUACGUUUAGUUGGAUAUUGUGCUGAUGGUUAUAGACGAGCUCUUGUGUAUGAAUAUUUAUCAAACGAUACACUUCAAAAGAUCAUAUCAUCAGGGAAUGGAAGAGGGUCAUCAUCACUAGGUUGGGAGAAGAUGUUACAAAUAUCUGUAGGAAUUGCCAAGGGACUCGAGUAUCUCCAUCAAGGUUGCAACCAACGAAUUGUUCAUUUUGAUAUCAAACCUCAUAAUAUCUUGUUAGACCAAGAUUUCAAUCCAAAAGUUGCUGAUUUUGGUCUUGCAAAGUUGUGUGCCAAGGAACAAAGUGCUGUGUCAAUGACUGCUGCUCGAGGCACUAUUGGCUAUAUCGCCCCUGAAGUGUUCUCCAGGAACUACGGAGAUGUGUCAUAUAGAGCAGAUAUAUAUAGUUUUGGCAUGUUGUUGCUUGAUAUGAUUGGUGGAAGGAACAAAUUUGAUGAUGCUGCAAAGGCGGAGAAGAGUAGUAGUCAGAUUUACUACCCGGAGUGGAUGUACAAACAACUCGAAAAAGGUGAAGAAAUAGCAAUCCAAAUCGAGCAUGAAGAUGAGAACAGCAUAAUCAAGAAACUAGCAAUUGUAGGACUUUGGUGCAUUCAAUGGUUUCCGGCAGAUAGGCCAUCCAUGAAAGUUGUGAUUCAAAUGCUAGUAGGAGAAGGCAUUCCCAUAAUGCCACCAAAUCCAUUCGGCUCAAUGAAUUCAACAGACAUGAAGACUAGUGCAGAGAGAAGCCAAUAUAGCAGUGAGAUUCAGAGAAGUUCUGUGAGUCGCUCUGAUGCAUAAUAUAUUUUUCAAAUAAGGUAUAAAUUUUGGUUGUUGUAAAUUCUACUCAAUAAAAAUGGAACUCAUUUUUCAAAA
Messenger RNA from Solanum pennellii, 2094 nucleotides. Its product is annotated as rust resistance kinase Lr10-like. Gene Ontology annotation, molecular function: protein kinase activity; polysaccharide binding; ATP binding. Lineage: Eukaryota; Viridiplantae; Streptophyta; Magnoliopsida; Solanales; Solanaceae. The record is from RefSeq and is a predicted model, not a curated record. Bases 124 to 2019 code for a protein of 631 amino acids. Gene Ontology annotation, biological process: protein phosphorylation. The transcript is spliced from 2 exons.